Microplitis mediator is the source of this 1952-nucleotide messenger RNA. RefSeq names its product ATPase ASNA1 homolog. The coding region runs from base 331 to 1347 and encodes 338 amino acids. Gene Ontology annotation, molecular function: ATP hydrolysis activity; ATP binding. NCBI's taxonomy places the organism in Eukaryota, Metazoa, Arthropoda, Insecta, Hymenoptera, Braconidae. Gene Ontology annotation, cellular component: GET complex. The record is from RefSeq and is a predicted model, not a curated record. The transcript is spliced from 6 exons. Gene Ontology annotation, biological process: post-translational protein targeting to endoplasmic reticulum membrane.
UUGAUUUCGUCGACUGGAGCUGAGAAUUUCGAGACAAUUCUAGCCUAUCUAUAUAGACAUCUUAAAUUUUGACGUGUAUGUGUGUGAUUCGAUAAAAAUCAACCUCAUAAAUAUAUUAAGCACGUAUGUAUCCAUGCGGACGUAAGCUGGAUAAAAAUAAUAAUUAAUAACAAACAAAUAAUAACUUCUGUGACUUUAAAUACCUCGUCAAUAAAAAAAAACAAAAGCAAUAAAUUAUAGGUUGUCAUGAUAUUCUGACUUGUGUUUAUUAAAUGUACAUCACAUAUAUAUUUUUGAAAAAUAUUACCAAAUAAAUAAAAAAAAUUAGAAAUGAAUACAAACAAUAGUAUUGAGAUCGAGCAACUUGAAGCAUCAGUUCGAAAUGUCAUUGAGCAGAGAUCCUUACGAUGGAUAUUUGUCGGUGGCAAAGGUGGUGUUGGUAAAACCACAUGCAGUUGUUCUUUGGCUGUACAACUGUCAAAAGUACGUGAAAAUGUUCUCAUUAUUUCAACUGAUCCGGCCCACAAUAUCUCUGAUGCGUUCGAUCAAAAAUUCAGCAAAGUUCCUACCAAAGUCAAAGGUUUCGAUAAUUUAUUUGCCAUGGAAAUUGAUCCGAAUGUGGGGAUGACCGAACUUCCGGAAGAAUACUUUGAAAAUGAAAAUGUGAUGGGUAGUGAAGCCAUGCGAUUAAGUCGAAGUGUUAUGCAAGAAAUCGUAGGCGCCUUCCCUGGUAUUGAUGAAGCAAUGAGUUACGCCGAAGUCAUGAAACUUGUUAAAGGAAUGAACUUUUCGGUUGUUGUAUUUGACACAGCACCUACUGGUCAUACGCUUCGACUUUUAUCUUUUCCACAAGUUGUCGAAAAAGGAUUAGGCAAAUUAAUGCGUUUAAAAAUGAAAAUAAGUCCUUUUAUAUCACAGAUAAGCUCAUUGUUGGGAAUGUCAGACUUUAAUGUCGAUAGUUUUUCAAAUAAAAUGGAAGAAAUGCUUGCAGUGAUAAGACAAGUCAAUGAACAAUUUAAAGAUCCAGAUCAAACAACAUUUAUUUGUGUUUGUAUAGCUGAAUUUUUAUCGCUCUACGAAACGGAGAGACUUGUGCAGGAAUUAACAAAGUGUGGUAUUGACACCCACAAUAUUAUUGUCAACCAGCUGUUGUUCCUCAAGGAGGGUGAUGUGCCCUGUAGACUUUGCUUAGCUCGGCACAAAGUCCAGGGAAAAUAUUUAGACCAGAUCAUGGAUCUUUAUGAGGAUUUCCAUGUGACAAAACUUCCUUUACUCGAGCGUGAAGUUCGAGGUGUUGAACAUGUCAAGGAAUUCUCGGAAAAUCUUGUCAAGCCAUACAAGCCUUAAUUAAUAAUAAUAAUUAUAAUAAAUAUUAAUGAUGAAAUGGUUGAUUGAGACAAACAUUUGAAUGCAAUAAGAAUCAUUUAGAGGUGCCACAGCAUCCAAAUUUUAUAUUUAUAAAUAUCGAUUAAUUUAUGAAAAAAAAAGUAGAUUUUUUAAAUACUUUUUCUUUUUCUUGAAUUUCCACGUCGUCCUUUUGUUCGACAAUAAUUAUUUCUAAUACAAUAAAAUUUUCCAGUAGUCACUGGGUCUCUUGUACCAAAUUCUAUUGGUUAAUUAAUUUUUUAGUUAAAUCGUGGUUGAAGGUUUCAUUUUUAUUUUAUUAUUAUUUCUUUUUUUAUAAUUAUUUUAUUUCGUUCCGGAGAGUGAUUCGUUUUAUUCAAACAGAUGAGGAACAAAUAAUUAGAAUCAUGAAAUUUCAUUCAGAGAAAAAUUUUAACAUCAUGUUAAAAUAAAAUAAUAGGAAGUUUGAAUUGAAAUAUCAGAAAUUUAAAAUUUAAUUUAUGUAGAAAAUUUUUAUUUCAAUUUAUUGAUCGGGGAAAUUUUUUUUUUAUUUGAAAGUAGAAUUUAGAUAAAAAUUGGCAUAUAUUAAUUAUAUAAAUACGAUUCGU